Messenger RNA from Chara braunii, 2724 nucleotides. The record is from the annotation of a GenBank genome assembly. NCBI's taxonomy places the organism in Eukaryota, Viridiplantae, Streptophyta, Charophyceae, Charales, Characeae.
ACGGUAGGUAACUCCUCCCCGGGUUUCCUCACAGCGUGGCAUCUGCAAAUCAUGUGGUUCAUCGUCGAGAGCGGGAUGUCGUUCAACUGCACGAAGCUUGAAAGCUUCAAACGCAUUUUCACGAUGAUAAUCCCGCCGGGGGUUCCAGGGGCGCCCGCGCCUAGACUUCCCUCCUACCAUAUGCUGCACACGACCCUUUUGGACGAGCAGGAUGGUGAGGUCCAGAAGUGUGUUCGUCCGGUGCUUGACACGUCGAAAGAGACCGGUUGCACAAUCAUGACCGAUGGUUGGACCAACAUCCGUGGUGAGACGUUGUGCAACUACCUUGUUGGGACAAAGAUCGGGGUAGCGUAUGUAGCCACCGACGUCAUGCACGGCAAAAAGGACGCCAGUGCCCUCGCGAACACAUGGUUGAAAAGGGUGAAGUCCAUGGAUAUUGAAUUGAGCGGCAUCACAACGUUCGUGACGGACUCCGCCGGGGUGAACGUUGCGGCGAUGGAGGUAUUCCAAAAAGAUGAGAGCGUGAAACACAUCUUCUGGAUUCGUUGCGUCGCCCACAUCAUGGACCUCAUUCUCGAGGACAUCGGCGGGAUUGAUUGGGUGGCUUACCGCAUUGCGCAAGCGAGGCUGGUUACACGGUUCUUCAAGCACCAUAGACAUGUGAGAGAGGUUUUUGAGGCGUACUCGAAGAAGACUCUUCAGCUACCGGCGGAGACGCGUUUCGGCACGAACGUCAUCAUGAUGAUGAGGCAGGUGGAACUGCGGGCAGAGUUGACACAGGUUGUGGGCGACGAUCGCUGGCGUGAGAAUGUUUGGUCGACCAGCAAGAUCCGGAAGGACGCCGCGGAGGUCACUGUGUGUAUCGGCUCCCCUCCAUGGUGGGAGGAUUUGAGAGCUCUGUGCAAGAUGCUCGAGCCCAUCAUGGACAAGCCGAGGUUGCGGUUGAGACACGGGGGUAGACGGGAUGAGAGUAUUGCGUCUCGUGUGCACAGACGUCGUGGCAACAUUGCGACCGACAUGGGGGCACGUGUCACGCGGCAGGACCCGGUUGUCGUGUCAGAGGACGAGAUGGCAGAUCCUUCCAACGAGACGUGGACGCCGGUUGUUGGCACUGAGGAGGAGACGGAGUUCGGAGGACCCGGUCCACUCCGCCAGGCGCAGACUCGGUGCACUCCAGCAGGUGCCCCAGUCCACUCCACAGGAGCGGGUUUGGAGGACGGCGAGGCACGACGUGAGCCGCCUCCUCACACGAGUGACGGCGGUCUAGAGGAUGGAGAGGUUGCACCUACUCCCACUUGUGGACAGGACGGGGAGGACGAAUGUCCUCCGACGGGCCACCACGUCGGCCUCGACUGCCCGCCCGGCAGUCUUCCGCGCACCGACGAGUUAUUGAACAUGGAUUCCACCUUGGCAUUUCUGCCCGAUGUAUCGCUAUUGAUAACUCCCACUUUGGCGCUUGUGGCACCACCGGAGCCUGGUGGACGAGAUGACGUGCGUCGUGACAGAGGGUUCGACGAGUUCGGCGGCGAUACGAUACUACAUCCUCCAGAGUCCGGCACUCCCGCCGUUUUUCAUGUCGGUGCACCGUGGGCGGUGGAGCAGGGGUUGGCGGAGGAGGUGGCACGGAACCAUCGUGGCGGACCGCCCGUCGCAGCGCAACGUAGUCUGGGAGGUUCACUAAAGGCAGCGUCUGGAGAUUUUGCGGCGCAGUUAUCGGACGGCGUAUCAUCGGUCCGUCCACCGGACGAGGGCCCGCAGCAAGAGCCACAUCGAGGCUCGACGGAGACUUUAGAGGCGAGGCCUCCCGGAGUUAUCUGCUCGGACGGAGGCGAAGGUGUGGGCCAUGAUACGGCGCAGCCAGGGAGCAUCGAUGCACGACGGUCCAUCGAGGGGGGCAUCGAGCGCAUACGGUCAUCGACCACACACCCCAACAUUGUUAGGCCCAACGCACAUGACGUUGGAGACGCGCACACACAUGAGCCUCGACCGCAUCUGAUGGGGAUGCGUGACAUCAUGCGUCCGCCACCCUCACGCUCCCCUGCCGCUGACCCCAUCGCCCACGGGCAGGCCUCGCAGAGCGCAUUGCCGACGAGGUCUUUCUACGACGGUGCGGCCAUGGACCGGAGGGCGGGCGAUAUCGGACAUGCAUCAGCAUGCGGACCGGUAGAUGUGACCGCAGGGGCGCGAUUGAUCGGCAACGUCGAUGGUACUUGUCACGAUUCCAUGAGAGCUUUCGAGGAGCAACAUGGGAGGCCUAUACGGGCCAAGACGACCGAUGUCCAUGACACCAGGACGGCAAUUGCGAGGCUAUCACGGGCGAGAAAGAAGGGAACAGGUGCGUCGAUUCCGUAUCACCGGCGCCGCCCGCAUCCUUUUUUCCGCUACAGUGACGAGACCAAACAGAUGGCAGCUGCUACAGAUGGAAGGGGCGAGGUGGACGGAGGUGACAGAGCGAACGAAUCGGGACGAGGUGAGAAGAGACGAGGCGGCACGAUCAUCAUCCACGACGACAGCUCCACAGCCGCUGAGGGUGGUGAGACCACAGGCGCCGACGAUCCUGAUGACUAUGAUUACGUCCCGAGGAUCCGGACGGCGGACGGAGAUGACGGAGGAGGUCGUCGCGUGUUGGGGUUGAGGCGCUACCCCUCCGAGGGUAGCGCAACAGGGUUCUGAGGUUGUUUCAGUUGAACGAUGCUCUGAGUUCAAUAAACAUUGUUAAUACUG